Gymnodraco acuticeps is the source of this 1476-nucleotide messenger RNA. Its product is annotated as low affinity immunoglobulin gamma Fc region receptor II-a-like. Gene Ontology annotation, molecular function: transmembrane signaling receptor activity. The record is from RefSeq and is a predicted model, not a curated record. Bases 1 to 723 code for a protein of 240 amino acids. The transcript is spliced from 5 exons. NCBI's taxonomy places the organism in Eukaryota, Metazoa, Chordata, Actinopteri, Perciformes, Bathydraconidae. Gene Ontology annotation, biological process: cell surface receptor signaling pathway.
AUGGAGGCCACAGCGCUCUGCAUCACACUGUGGAUGACGGUGUUUCUGCAGCUCUGUGAACAGAAAGUUGUUUCAUAUGCAGAUGUUUGGAUCGAACCAUCCAGACUUCAAGUCUUUGAAUACGAGCCUUUCUCUUUAAGAUGUGUGGGCUUCGAUGGUUUGACUGAUGUGAACAUUUCACGGUGGAACAAAGCAGGAAAGGAAACUUGUGACGGCUCAAAAUGGGGUUCAUUGAAUGAGACUAAUUGCAACAUUAAAUCUCCUUAUAAAGAGGACAGUGGAGAUUACUGGUGUGAGGCUGGAGGGAAGAAAAGCACCUAUGUGAACGUCAUUAUCACCGCUGGCUCUGUGAUCCUGGAGAGUCCUGUGCUUCCUGUGAUGGAGGGAGAAUCUGUGACUCUGAGCUGCAGGAACAAGACGACCACUUCCUCCAUCCUGUCAGCUGACUUCUAUAAAGAUGGCCGCCUCAUCAGGAGUAGCCAUACAGGAAACAUCACCAUCCAAAGGGUUUCUAAAUCUGAUGAAGGACUCUACAAGUGCAGCAUCUCUGAAGAUGGAGAAUCACCAGAGAGCUGGCUGGCUGUCAGAGCUGUUCCCUCCUCGGAUCACUCCCUUCUCGUCCUCCUCGUCUUAAGGACUGUGUUCACCGUAGUGAUGGUGGCUCUGCUGCUGCUGCUGGUGGGACUGCUGCAUUGUGGGAAACUCAGGGUCACACAGAAAUAACUCAUGUAAAAAGAUCAGAGAUAGUUUGGUCAUCAAGAUAAAGAACACCACGAGCCGAGGACAUGAUCACUUCUUCAGCGUUGUAUCUCUUCUUCUGCUCAGGUUGAGUGUGAGGUAACUUCUCUGUGUCUCAUGAUGGUACGAGCAGCAGCUGUUAGACUUUCUCACACUCGAGACAAAGUUAAAAACCACAGAGGUACUGACUGACACAUGCAUUUAUUUUAAAAGGCGAGCUGAGGGUAGGUUGUUCUGAGUUUUAUUUUAGACUCCACAGAUACUGGUGAUACUUUUCAGCUUCUCAGACACAACCCGCAGAACAUAUUGUAUGUAAAUGGGAGUAGAAGAGGCUUUGUAGAAACAGCAAAACGUGUAUGGUUUUAUUGGGUAACUGAAGGGGUCAACAACUCACAAAUCAAUUUACAAAUACAAAAUGGUAUUUUUAGUAUAUUGUUAAUUUAACUGACAGGACAUAUAUACAGAAACAUAUUUGGAAGUUGGUAUUUCCAAAAGAAAUAUAAAAACUGUACAUCGGCAUCUGAACUUUUCAAAUUAAAAUACAAUUUGAAAUUGUUUUUAUCUUCAUAGCAGAAAAUAUAGUGCUGUAUUAUAGUUUUAACGUAUACAAUGACAACAAUACACGAUUCAUAAGUUCUGCAAUGAUCGUAUGUACAUUUCAAAUCCAGUAAACUCAAAGCCUUUUAUUUUGUUAAUUUCCAUAUUCUCACCUUUCAUAAGAAUGUUUUGACUGAAGAA